Penicillium brevicompactum is the source of this 1089-nucleotide messenger RNA. Its product is annotated as J domain-containing protein. The transcript has 2 exons. Gene Ontology annotation, molecular function: Hsp70 protein binding. Gene Ontology annotation, biological process: cellular response to misfolded protein. The record is from RefSeq and is a predicted model, not a curated record. The coding region runs from base 1 to 1089 and encodes 362 amino acids. NCBI's taxonomy places the organism in Eukaryota, Fungi, Ascomycota, Eurotiomycetes, Eurotiales, Aspergillaceae. Gene Ontology annotation, cellular component: endoplasmic reticulum membrane.
AUGCCUUCAGACGCGCGCGACCACAAGCAGGGGAACCAGGAUCGCAAAUACACGGAUGAUCAGAAGGCAGCCGUUCUUCGCAUCAGAAAAUGCCAGCCCACUGAGUUCUACGAGAUCCUUCUAGUUCAGAAGUCGUCAACGGACAAUGAAAUUAAGAAGGCUUAUCGCAAACAAAGUUUGUUGACGCAUCCCGAUAAAAACGGUUAUGAGGGUGCCGAUGAAGCGUUCAAGAUGGUUUCUCGUGCUUUCCAGAUUCUUUCCGACGAGGAUAAGAAGUCAAAGUACGACAAAUUCGGUGGCGAUCCGGACAGCAGGUUCCAACCUGGGCCGAGUGCUUCGAGCGGCGCGUCUCCCUUCAGUGGGUUCGGCGGUGGUGGCUUCCCUCGUGGAGGCGCUGGAUUUGACGAGGAGAUUUCGGCUGAGGAGAUGUUUAACCGCUUCUUCAAUGGAGGGUUUGGCGGAAUGGGAGGUGGGUUCAGUCCUUUCGGUAUUCCUAUGCGCACCGGCGAUUUUGUUGCCAGUACACUAACGAUGAUAUGUGAUAGGGGGCCCCAAUUCGUCUUCAACAUGGGCGGAGGUCCAGGCUUCCGCGUGCACCAAUUCGGAGGCCAGCAGCCGCGUCGUCGGCCUCGUGCAGCGGGCGCCGCUACGCAAGAAGCUCCGCUAGACGGCCGCAGUAUCCUUCGUCAACUACUGCCACUAAUUAUUCUCUUCGUUCUGCCUCUUCUCUCCUCUCUGUUCUCUGGCUCCUCGACACCAUCCGGUCCUUCUUAUCGAUUCGAUACCCCUGUCUCCCCGCAUACGAUGGGUCGCACGACUCCGAAGCUCAACCUGAAUUACUUUGUCAACCCGCUGGAUGUGGAUAACUUCAGCGCGCGAAAUUUCCGAGAUCUAGACACGCGUGUCGAAAUAGAGCACGUCAGGACACUACGGAAUAAAUGCGACAGCGAAGCACAUGAACGGGAACGCAGAUUACAGGAUGCGCAAGGGUGGAUUUUCCCUGAUGUUGAGAAGAUGAAGAAGGCUCGCGCGAUGGAAAUGCCGGCUUGUCGGCAAUUGGACUCAUUGAAGACGAAGGGGAGAUUCUAG